UUCUUUGAUUUUUGAAUAAAGUAUACUCUUUUGAUCCCCCCUUUGCUGAGUUUGAUGGUGCCCUCAACGACCCUUCUCUAGAUUUCAUCGAUUUCUCAUCUACCAACCUUCCAAGAUAUUCGAAUACCCGAAUUUAGAAGUUUUUUUUGAAACAUUUUUAUCGAACAAUGGCUCCUUCAACGGUCGAAGGGACUUCGAAUGGUUCUGUGAAGGCAAAGGAGGAAGAAGGAAGCACACAACCUUCUUUGUUUGAAAUCGAUGAUUCUGAUCUCACAAGAUUGCUAGAAAAACCGCGGCCGGUUAACAUAGAGCGGAAAAGAUCGUUUGAUGAGAGGUCAUUUAGUGAGAUGUCGAUCACCAUGUCACCACCACGCAAUCUUUAUCGAAUGAGCGAUAACUCUUCACGUGGUGGUGGUUUUGAUAAUCUUGAUUGUAUGUAUUCCCCCGGGAGAUGGACUGGAACUCCGAGAAGUGGCUACUUUGAGCCUCACCCGAUUGUAGGAGAUGCUUGGGAGGCUUUGAGACGAUCAAUGGUCAACUUUCGUGGUCUACCCGUUGGGACUAUUGCUGCAAUCGACAAUUCUUCAGAGGAACUUAACUAUGAUCAGGUUUUUGUAAGAGACUUUGUGCCUAGCGCAUUGGCCUUCUUGAUGAACGGAGAGCCUGAAAUCGUAAAAAACUUUCUUUUGAAAACGGUUUUCCUCCAAUCGCGGGAAAAGAAGAUAGACAAUUUCAAGUUGGGUGAAGGGGUAAUGCCCGCAAGUUUUAAAGUGCUUCACGACCCCGUUAGGAACUUGGAUACCAUAUUGGCGGAUUAUGGUGAAAGUGCCAUAGGGCGAGUGGCUCCCGUUGAUUCGGGUUUCUGGUGGAUUAUAUUGCUUCGUGCCUAUACGAAAUCUACUGGUGACACCUCUCUAGCUGAGAUGCCCGAAUGCCAAAGGGGUAUUCGGCUUAUUAUGACUCUUUGCCUUUCUGAAGGGUUCGAUACUUUCCCUACUUUGCUAUGCGCUGACGGAUGCUGUAUGAUUGAUCGUAGAAUGGGUGUUUAUGGGUACCCAAUCGAGAUACAAGCAUUGUUCUUCAUGGCUCUAAGAUGCGCUUUGCUUCUUCUUAAGCGCGAUUGUGAAGGUAACGAUUGCAUUGACCGAAUAGUCAAACGCCUUCACGCUCUAAGCUUUCACAUGAGAAGCUAUUUUUGGCUCGACAUAAAGCAGCUGAACGACAUAUAUCGCUACAAAACGGAGGAAUACUCGCACACUGCGGUAAACAAGUUUAAUGUCAUCCCUGACUCGCUUCCCGAUUGGGUUUUCGAUUUCAUGCCGACCCGAGGCGGUUACUUUAUCGGAAACGUGAGUCCUGCCAAAAUGGAUUUCCGAUGGUUUUGCUUGGGUAAUUGUGUGGCUAUUUUGUCGUCUUUAGCGACCCCGGAGCAGAGUUCUGCUAUAAUGGACCUCAUUGAAUCACGUUGGCAAGAACUUGUCGGAGAAAUGCCGCUAAAGAUUUGUUAUCCGGCGAUGGAAAGUCACGAAUGGAGAAUUGUGACCGGAUGUGAUCCGAAAAACACGAGCUGGAGCUAUCACAAUGGCGGAUCAUGGCCAGUUCUCAUAUGGCUUCUCACAGCAGCGUGUAUCAAGGCAGGACGACCCCAGAUCGCAAAACGUGCCAUCGAGUUAGCCGAAAGCCGAUUGUUGAUGGACCAGUGGCCGGAAUAUUAUGACGGAAAGCUCGGGCGUUUUGUCGGUAAGCAAGCUCGAAAGAACCAGACUUGGUCUAUAGCAGGUUAUUUGGUGGCUAAAAUGAUGCUGGAAGAUCCGUCUCAUUUGGGUAUGAUAUCACUUGAGGAAGACAAACAGAUGAAGCCUCAAAUGAAAAGGUCUGCUUCAUGGGUUUGUUGACUAUUUCAAUACAUAAUAUUUUUCGGUUUUCGGCUUUUUUCCUGUUUUCCGUUUUUAAUACUCGUUUUUGUAUAAUACACCGGUGCCCAUAAAUUCGGGUUUCGUUGACGCUUGGGACAAGUUGAUGAAAUUUUGCAAGCGAUUUGAUAAUGUACGGUUUGAAUCGUUGUUUUCCGUUGGUC
Messenger RNA from Cynara cardunculus var. scolymus (artichoke), 2077 nucleotides. Its product is annotated as probable alkaline/neutral invertase D. The transcript has 5 exons. Bases 168 to 1895 code for a protein of 575 amino acids. Gene Ontology annotation, molecular function: sucrose alpha-glucosidase activity; endo-alpha-N-acetylgalactosaminidase activity. NCBI's taxonomy places the organism in Eukaryota, Viridiplantae, Streptophyta, Magnoliopsida, Asterales, Asteraceae. Gene Ontology annotation, biological process: sucrose catabolic process. The record is from RefSeq and is a predicted model, not a curated record.